GUAGUAUUAUCGACCAUCUUGGUGGUGAAUAAUGAACUGUUAGAAGUAUCAACGCAGAUGAACUGUUAGAUAUAUGGUUUCGAUUUUGACCGAAUGAAAUGGAUUUACUUACUGAUUUUUAGUGGGGGGUGUAAUAUUUCUGUUGUUUAUUUUGUACCCCUUCUAUAGUGCAGUUAAAAUUGAUAUUUUUACUUCUGCAAUUCGGCAAUUCCAAUUCUGUCUAUUGUAUUGCUUUGCAGUGAAUUCGCCAUCGCCUAUCACCAUCUGACUUAGUUCAACUUUCUCAGUCUCCCUUAUGCGUACUGCCUCUUUAGUCAACUAUUGUGGAUUUCGGUUUCUUCGAAGCUGCAUCACCGGUCUUCUUCAGUCCAGCUUUCGCAUAUUAACUUUAAUGGAUUCAUGCAAAAACCCAACCUCUUCUUUCCACGGUAGAGGGAGAGGAUUUAAUGCAAUGGGUGACAGUGAAAGGUCAAGCAGUCUUGGUGGUGGCUCUGGAAAAGAUAAAAUUGAUGCUCUUGGUCGAUUACUAGCUCGAAUUCUUCGUCACAUGGCUUCAGAGCUAAAUUUGAAUAUGAGGAGCGAUGGGUUUGUCAAGGUCCAAGAUCUAUUGAAACUACAUCUAAAAACAUUUGCCAAUAUUCCAUUGAGGUUGCACACAGUUGAUGAUAUCAAAGGGGCAGUCAGAAAAGAUAACAAACAAAGGUUUAGCUUGUUAGAAGAAAGUGGAGAGCUUUGGGUACGUGCAAACCAAGGGCACUCGAUAGAGAUGGUUGAAACAGAAAGCUUAUUGAAACCAAUCAUUUCAGCUGAAGAAGUGCCAGUUUGUGUGCAUGGGGCCUACAAGAAGGAUUUGCAAUCGAUUUUAGAUCAAGGUCUCAAACGCAUGAGAAGAUUACAUGUACACUUCUCAUGUGGCUUACCAACCGAUGGUGGUGUAAUUAGUGGGAUGAGGCGAGAUGUCAAUAUGCUCAUCUUUCUGGAUGUCAAAAAAGCAUUGGAAGAAGGAAUGAAGCUUUACAUCUCUGAAAACAAAGUCAUCUUGACUGAAGGUUUUGAUGGAGUAGUGCCGGUGAAGUAUUUUCAGAAAAUAGAAUCAUGGCCAGACAGAGAAUCGAUCUCAUUUCGUGCCUUUUAGUCUUUGAUGAUACCCAUGUUUUGCCAUAUUUGUUACAAUUCUAAUCAUUUUUUUACAUUAUGUUUCUACCGUCUCUGUGAAAUCGCUAAAGAGAUAACGUUAACAAAUUGAAAUGCAAAUACGUAACAUUGUAUCAUCAAAUUAUCCUCAUGCUAGGACUUUCCUGGCAUACGUAUUGGUUUACAACUCCCAUCUCGGAAA
Messenger RNA from Cuscuta europaea, 1336 nucleotides. The record is from the annotation of a GenBank genome assembly. NCBI's taxonomy places the organism in Eukaryota, Viridiplantae, Streptophyta, Magnoliopsida, Solanales, Convolvulaceae.